Messenger RNA from Diaporthe citri, 1653 nucleotides. RefSeq lists its product as uncharacterized. NCBI's taxonomy places the organism in Eukaryota, Fungi, Ascomycota, Sordariomycetes, Diaporthales, Diaporthaceae. Bases 1 to 1653 code for a protein of 550 amino acids. The record is from RefSeq and is a predicted model, not a curated record. The transcript has a single exon.
AUGGGCUCCUCCAGGAAGAGAUCUUCGUCCAUGGACAGUAACCGGGCAGUGUGUGGCCGCCGCGGUCGCCGAGACUACGAGGACGAGCCUGAAUUCGAGACCGACGAGCUCUACCCCAUGAUCACGCCGAUCCCCUUCGGAACCGUGGCCUGUAAUGCUGCUUCUUUCUUUUCUUCAUCCACCAGUUCGGUCGCCUCUUCGGCUGCCAGUGACCGAGCCGAUUGCGGCCAUGAUCACAAGCCCAAGUUGACCUCUGAGAACUUGGCGAGGUGCUUCGGGAAGCAGCGUCAUUCUUCUCGCAGCUCCACCGCCGCCACUACCACUGGAAGCCGCGAUGGCAAGCCCGAGCUGUCCCUCAUGGACCUGCCCACCGAGUUGCACCUGGACAUCGUUGAAAUCUGCUUCAUGCUCAAUGGCUGGGGCGACAACCACAAUGCGAACAGGGACAAGAGAUACAUUGGCGGUGCCGUUCGGGAGCUGACCCUCGUCAACCAAUACUUCCGCGAGCUCACUGCGCCGUACCUCUUCAAGAACAUCUGCAUCAACGACAAGACCGAGGCGACUAUGAAAGACCUCCUCAAGGAGAGCAUCCAGGCCAUCAUGACCAGUCCCCGCAUGCACCAGUGGCUGCCAAACAUCGAAAAAUUCACAGUUUCCCUCACCCGAACCCCCCAGCCGAACCACCGGUACGUCGAGGAGGACCUGAUCCUCAUGCUGGACCUGGCCCGCCCCAAGACCCAGCGCUUCGUUAUCGAGAAUCACAGCACCCAGUGGCAGCUUCUGUGCCUCGUCGAGAAUGUCUGGCGCAAGUGGGCACAGAGCGGCUUCCCGCACCGCAUCUACAACACCAAGCAGCUCGAGAUCUCCGCGCCAUUCGGCCACAACUGGGACUUCCAGUUCCUCGCCAGCCCCUACGUCAACGUCUCGCGCAUAUGGCUCGACUACAACUGCGACCUCCUGGAGCCCGCCACGCUCAACCUUGCCCGCCUCCCGAACCUCGAAUACCUCAUGAUCCGCUCGUUCCCGGCCCGCUUCCCCAACGACGCGUCCGACCUCGCGCGCUUCUACGGCUGGAGCGAGCCCGCCGACUCACAGUCCAAGCUCGCGGCGCUGGCCCGCACCCUCCCGCAGCUGAAGCACCUCGCCAUGUGCGGGCUCCUCAACGGGCCCAUCAAGGACCUCGCCGCGCGGCUAUCGCCGAUGCGCUCGCUCGAGCAGCUCGACAUCACGGACCAGCAGGCUGUCUGCGCGCGGCAGGUCAUGGACGCCCGCAGCGGCGCGCACCGGGACGACGCGACCGACUGGGCCAUCGCCCACAGCCGCCUCAUCCGCGAACACCCUUCCAACACCGGGCUCGCCGACGCCGCCGCCACCUUCUUCGAGGCCAUCCCCAGCCUCAGGCGCGUCUGCUUCGUCCGCGACCAGGUCGGCAGGGUGUACCACGCGGUCCGGGGCGAGGAUGAAAACGGGGCACAGGUGCUCGAGCGUGUCGAGGCCCGCGAGACUGUCACCGCGCCGCGCCGAUAUCUCAAGUGGCAGAGCCCCAAGGCAUGGCUGUGCGGGUUCCCCAACGUCCUGGGAUACGAGCUGUUCGACGGGAGGGAGGAGUCGUACAUCGACACGAUCCGGUCUGAGGCCACAUUCUGGCUGUAG